Amaranthus tricolor (Joseph's coat) is the source of this 1034-nucleotide messenger RNA. RefSeq lists its product as uncharacterized. The coding region runs from base 96 to 839 and encodes 247 amino acids. The record is from RefSeq and is a predicted model, not a curated record. Gene Ontology annotation, molecular function: protein binding. The transcript is spliced from 3 exons. NCBI's taxonomy places the organism in Eukaryota, Viridiplantae, Streptophyta, Magnoliopsida, Caryophyllales, Amaranthaceae.
UGUUCACCCUCUCUUUUAAAAACACUUCACUCUAGUUUAGUCUCUAUAAUAGUACAAAAGUUUCCACAUUUAGAACAAAAAGUUGAUCCCUUAUAAUGCUACUAAGGAGCUCAUCAACCCCAAUCUUAAACUCAUGGAUUCCACAAAACUACUCAAACAUAAACUCAUCAACCAACAACACCAAUGAACUCUUGCUAUCUCCAUCUAAGACCAGCUCCAUAUCCGCCCGCUCCACGUCUUCAGCCUCCUCCUCUCCGUCUAAGACCGACCUCAAAGAUCCACCCUGGACCAAAACUACGCGCUUGCAACGGUUGUUCUCAACCUCUAGUCUCGACGAUGGUGACGACGACGGUGGUGGAGGAUAUCAUGGUGGUGGUGGCGGUGGUGGGUUCGUAUGUAAUGAUGAUAAUAAUAGUAGUAAUAAUGGACAUGAUAAAAUUGAGGCAUAUUACCAAAAGAUGAUCAAGGCUAAUUCUGGAGAUCCUUUAUUACUUGGAAACUAUGCCAAGUUCUUAAAAGAGGUACGUGGAGAUCUAGCAAAAGCUGAGGUAUAUUGUGAAAGAGCAGUUUUGGGAAGCCCAAGUGACCCAAAUUUGGUUGCAUUGUAUGCUGAUAUCAUUUGGCAACACCGUAGAGAUGCUCAACGAGCCCACACUUACUUUGAUCAGGCUGUUCAUUUAGCUCCAGAUGACUGUUAUGUUCAUGCAUCAUAUGCAAAAUUUCUAUGGGAUGUUGACGAGGAAGAAUUAGGAGUUGAAGAACAAGUUGGGGAUGAAAGUGAAUCACCACCACGUUACAUUCAAGGAUCUUUUUGUAGCUUUCCUUUAACUACUAGUUAAUUACUCAUCUUUUUGUAAAAUAAUGUAUUUUAAGAGAAUCGGUUUUUUUUUUUAAUCUAAGUUAGAGAGUAAAAUAUUACUUUUUGGGUAAAAUACUGCGUUUAAUUUUCAUGUAGUUAUUUUUAUGUUUUGGCCUACCUUGUAAUAAAAAUAAUAAUAAUAUUAUAUAGUGUUUGGAAAUAAAUAUUUCAUUUC